CGCGAAAUACAUAUACCUCUUUCAAAACAUGGCUGACAAAGAAGGGGUAGUCUACGCUGAUGAAAAAGACAAACUUCCAUGUUUGAUAGCAGAUUCUGCUGCUUUCUUAAGAAACGUGGACCUCCAAAACCUUUGUAAUGGUGUUUUUACGAUAAGGGAAGUUAUUAGUGAAAUCCGAGAUGCUGCAACGAGACAGCGGCUAGCCGUCCUACCGUACGAAAUAACAUUCCGAGAACCAUCCGCUGAGUCAAUUCUUUUUGCAACUGAAUUUUCCAAGAAAACUGGCGAUUUUAAAAGUUUAUCAGCUGUUGAUUUGAGAGUUAUUGCAUUAACUUAUCAACUUGAAAAAGAGUUUUGUGAUGUUACCCAUGUUAAAUUAGAACCAUCAAAACGAAUGGAAGUUGUUCAGAAAACAAAGAUUCAGUUAGGCAAAGAAAUAACAGGAUUUUAUGUGGAAAAAAAGACAAGAUGUUCAGAUGUAAAUUUCAAUGAGUUAUGUGAGAGCAGUAUGCAGUCAGAAACACAAGAAGAUGUAGGUUGUGGAGCAAAGAUUGUUGAUAAAGAUGAGAGCAUCUCUAAUGAUGAUGAUGAGGAGGAGGAUGGUAAUAAUAUUGUCGAUAAGGAUGGUGACGACGAUGGCUGGAUUACAUCUGGUAAUAUUGACAAAGUUAAACAAAAAAUGGGAUUUCAAGAUGAGCUUAGUAUAGACCACGAUAAAGUUAAAUGUGUUUGUCUCACAACAGAUUUUGCAAUGCAGAAUGUGCUAAUUCAAAUGGGAUUGCAUGUACUAUCUGUGCAAGGAAGGCUUAUUCAGCAAGCAAGAAAUUACAUUCAAAAAUGUUUUGGUUGUUACAAAGAAACAACUGAUAUGGAAAAGUUGUUUUGUCAAUCAUGCGGUAACAAAACCCUGCAGAAAGUAUCAGUAACUAUACGUGACGAUGGAACGAAACAAUAUCAUUAUCCGAAAAGAAAACGUAAUCACAACAUUCGUGGUACUAAGUUUUCUAUCCCUUUACCAAAGGGAGGUCGGCAAGUUAAAACAAUAUUGUUAACAGAAGACCAAAAAACAAGUCAAAAUCGUUUACCAAGAGGAAGAGAUAAAGUAAAUCCUCUGGAUCCGGAUUAUGUAUCCCGCUCAAACCCGUUUGCAGUGAAUGACGUUAAUAGUCGUGCAUUUACGCUAGGACUUCACGUAAAACACCUGCAACCGAGAAAUCCAAACGAAAACAAGAAGAAAAAAUCUGGAAGAAAAAGAUGAUAAAAUUUAUAUGGAUUAAAUCCUUUUGCUAGAAA
Hydractinia symbiolongicarpus is the source of this 1293-nucleotide messenger RNA. Its product is annotated as RNA-binding protein NOB1-like. The record is from RefSeq and is a predicted model, not a curated record. Lineage: Eukaryota; Metazoa; Cnidaria; Hydrozoa; Anthoathecata; Hydractiniidae. The transcript has 7 exons. Gene Ontology annotation, molecular function: RNA endonuclease activity. Gene Ontology annotation, cellular component: preribosome, small subunit precursor. The coding region runs from base 29 to 1258 and encodes 409 amino acids. Gene Ontology annotation, biological process: maturation of SSU-rRNA; ribosomal small subunit biogenesis.